GGGGAACUACUCUAUCAAAUUUUAAUGUGUGAAGUGAAGUCGGUUUGUUUUGCUUUCAUCUGGUAACUUUCGUAACCUGGUUGGUUGAUGAUGGACUGACUGGCCACUACACGUUUAGAUGAGUCGGAAUUUCGUUAAGUGUUGCAUUAGUACUCAGCGGAGCCCAGAGCACGUGGCGGCCUUUAGGGGGCUUCAGCAUUGUCAUGUUCCACAGCCUGGGAGAGGGAGACAGUCCAUAAGAUCAUAUUCCCAGUCAAGCUCUGAAUAUUCUGAUUCAAGAAGAUCUCACCACAGAACACAGUCAGCAAGAAAUAUCAUUUGCCUUGCUGGUUAUGCUGUGAAACGUUUUGUUCACAAGAUGGCCGGAGCAUCACCAACAUUAGAAACUCUGAACUUUGAUAACCUGGCUCUGAAAUCAUUGCCAGUGGAUCCCAAUGUUGAGAAAACACAAAGACAGGUGCCAGGGGCAUGCUUCUCCCAAGUCAGUCCAACACCUGUGAAGAGACCAGUGUUGAUCUGCAAGGCGCUUCCUGCCCUUGCACUUAUCGAUAUUUCCGAGGAAGAGUCGCAGCGGCCAGAAUUUGUCGAGUAUUUCAGUGGAAACAAAAUCCUGCCAGGUUCGGAGACUGCUGCACACUGUUAUUGUGGUCAUCAGUUUGGCUACUUCUCUGGCCAGCUUGGAGAUGGAGCUGCAAUGUAUCUGGGAGAGAUUGUGAACAGUGCUGGGAAGAGAUGGGAAAUACAACUGAAAGGUGCAGGACUCACUCCAUACUCACGCACAGCAGAUGGCCGGAAGGUUCUUCGGAGCACCAUAAGAGAGUUCUUGUGUAGUGAGGCUAUUUAUCACCUUGGUAUACCCACCACCCGUGCUGGCUCUUGUAUCACUUCUGACUCGACAGUCGUCAGGGAUAUUUUCUACAACGGAAACCCCAAAGACGAGAGAUGCACACUUGUGCUUCGGAUCGCGCCCACAUUUUUACGGUUCGGCUCCUUUGAGAUUUUCAAGCCAAUGGAUUCCGAGACUGGCCGCCAGGGCCCCAGUGUUGGCAGGAAAGACAUACUGACCACCAUGUUAGAUUAUACAGUGAAGAAUUUUUAUCCCGAGAUUUGGGCCAGUCACUCGAGCAAUAAGCCUGUCAUGUACGUGGAGUUUUACAAGGAAGUUGUGAGGAGAACGGCCCGGCUUGUGGCGGACUGGCAGUGUGUGGGCUGGUGUCAUGGAGUUUUAAAUACGGACAACAUGAGCAUUGUUGGAGUGACCAUUGACUACGGACCCUAUGGCUUCAUGGACAGAUACGAUCCAGAUUUUAUAUGCAACGGCUCCGAUGAUGGCGGCCGGUACUCUUACCAGAAGCAGCCAGAGAUGUGCCGGUGGAACUGUGUGAAACUGGCGGAAGCCAUCAAAGACGCCGUCCCCUUGUCUGAAACAAAACCUCAUAUUGAUCUGUUUGAUGAAGAGUUUGGUGCUCAGUACAAGAAGAAGAUGAGAUCGAAGCUCGGGCUACAAAAGGAGAUUUCAGAAGAUGGCAACUUGGUGAAAGGAUUCCUGGACACAUUACAAGAAACAGGAGCUGAUUUCACAAACUGUUUCCGUUGUCUGAGUAACCUCCCCCUGCCAAGUUGUCCUACGUUCAACGAGGAGAGAUCAAAAGUGCUAGACUACCUGAUUUCCCAGAGCUCUUCUUUAGACGAGUUGAAACUUGCCAACAAACCUCGUAUGGACAAAAGGCAGUUGUCCAUGUUCAUGAUGCUGGCACAGACAAACCCAGAUUUACUGUCUGCCCUUGGUCGCAGCGCACAGCUUCUCAGCUCUGAGAUGGAGCGGAUGGGCAGGCUGCAGGAGCUACAGGACACCACUGCUGCUGAGGUAGAGGAGAACAACCGCAGUAAGUGGAAUGAGUGGUUGGACAAAUACUCGGAGCGACUAAAAAAGGAAGAAGAAGGGGUGGAGGACAGAGAGACGUUAGGAAAAGACAGAGUCAACGUUAUGAAUUCCACAAAUCCUAGAUUUAUCUUGAGAAACUACAUUGCUCAAAAUGCCAUUGCCGAGGCUGAGAAGGGAAACUACUCUGAGGUUCAGCGAGUGCUGAAGCUGCUUCAGUCCCCUUACUCUCAGGAAGUGGACUUUGAGCUCUCCGAGUCUUCAAAAGCCACACAAGAUAAAGAUACAAGUGAAACAGAGUCGAGUUCUGGAGCAUCAGCCUGCCAUGUGGGACUGUUGGACUAUGCGGGGAAACCACCGUCCUGGGCCUCGGAGCUUCGGGUUACAUGAUCCUCAUAAACCCAGACUUUAUUACCUUUAUAAGGGACAAGGAAGGAGAGAGGAGGGGGAGAUUGGGAUAUUGUUUUAUCAUUGUCAGGGUCGAGAUUCAAGCACUUUGUGUUUUGCUGAGAUGCGACAGUUUUUUUUUUCUUUGUUUUUUUUUUUACUUAAGUUGCCCAUCAAUAGAAUAUGAUAAUGAAGUUGACUGAAUGAGAGCUAGAUUAUCAUUGAUGUGAAUAUCAAAUGAAGCAAUUACAUUCGGUUUUUGAUCAAGUUGCUGAAUAUGCCAGGUUUUUACUUAAAAGUGCAAAUGAGGUAUUUACUCGUGUUUCGGUUCUAUGAUUGAAAGUGUCAAGCAGCAGCCAUACUGCUUUUGUGCACUUUCUUUUUUUUUUUUAGUUGGCAUCCCAUGACACCCCUUCCUGUA
Messenger RNA from Aplysia californica (California sea hare), 2690 nucleotides. Its product is annotated as protein adenylyltransferase SelO, mitochondrial. The transcript has 15 exons. The record is from RefSeq and is a predicted model, not a curated record. Lineage: Eukaryota; Metazoa; Mollusca; Gastropoda; Aplysiida; Aplysiidae. Bases 119 to 2272 code for a protein of 717 amino acids.